AAAGAUCUGAAUCGCUUCGUAACCAAACCCAGCUGCGGUUCUGCUGCGGGCUGCAGCCUCUCCGUACGUGCGUGCGUGCGUGCAUGGGUGCGUGCGGGUGCGUUUUCAUCUGAAUGAGGUAGACGGAGAGGAAGGGGUUUCUGGAGAAGAGAUAGAGAGGGAGGGGAAAGAGGAGAGGGGAAAAAAAAGUUUGGUCUUCUUUUCCCCUUGACUCUUUUUUUAGGCAUGAACGCCGAGACCUGUGUCCCAUACAGCGACAUGACAUCCAUGGAUUCAUAUUAUAGCCCCUCUGCUGCUCAAGGUAGGGAUCACCAGGCGGACCACUUUAGGACAUUUCCAGCUAGUGACAUCAAAUACAGCUCCACCGCCUUCCUGUCCAGCAAAGGUCAGGCUUACGGCGAGAAGUCCCGGAGCCCCUUCCAGCAGGAGUGCCAGUCAUUGGAUGCCGCCGCAGCUGGGCAAGGCUCUUUCAGCAAAUACCACCUCUUCAUGCAGAGGUCCUCCUGCAAGACACCGCCCGCGGAAGACAAGCUACUCCCGGAGAGGGGACACAACGGAGCGCUCGUUCCGUGCUAUGGUAAGGACAGUUCAGGCCUGACAGACUCUGAUUUGGCCCCAGACUCUGAUCCACCUGGAAUGGACUCCAGAUACUUGGCUGUGAAGGACCAAGGUGUCAAGGCAGCCUCUGAAAGGUCGCCGAGCAAUGACUUGGCGAGUCCGCUGGAAAAAGUCGACGGUGGCGAAAGCAACAAGGGCAAGAAGAGACGCAACCGCACCACCUUCACCAGCUACCAGCUGGAGGAACUGGAGAAGGUUUUUCAAAAGACGCACUAUCCUGACGUUUACGCCCGGGAGCAGCUCGCUUUGAGGACUGACCUGACUGAAGCCCGAGUGCAGGUGUGGUUCCAGAACCGGAGAGCAAAGUGGAGGAAGAGGGAACGAUUUGGUCAGAUGCAGCAGGUCCGAACGCAUUUCUCCACUGCUUACGAGCUGCCGCUCCUGACGCGUCCUGAGAACUACGCACAGAUCCAGAACCCCUCCUGGAUCGGCGGCAGCAGUGCAGCAUCUCCUGUCCCUGGCUGCGUUGUUCCCUGCGACACCGUGACCACCUGCAUGACCCCACACCCCCACUCUGCCAGUGGGGUCUCUGACUUCCUGGGCGUAUCGAGCCCCGGGGGACACGUUGGACAGCCUCACAUGGGCAGCCUGUUUGGCGGCUCUCCUGGCAUGGCUGCAGGCAUCAACACAUACGAUCUCAACAUGGAUCCCGACCGCAAAUCCUCCAGUAUUGCUGCUUUGCGUAUGAAAGCCAAAGAGCACAGUGCUGCCAUUUCUUGGGCAACAUGAUGCGCCGAUGCACGCUGGAUGGGGGAUCUUACGCAAACUAGGGGCACUUAAUUCAAAACUCUGUAGGGAGAAGUGACUGCCUUUAUCAAUGCUGCAACACAAAUGAUUAUGAGCAUCGGAGAUGGCCAGGUUUCAGUGUCUCUGCUGGAGGAAAGUCGGUGUGAAAGCCUGAUAGAAAGAAAUGCUGUGUAGUCCUAAAGACAGACAAAGAGGAGGAUUUCAAACACUCUCAUGCACUUAUUUGCCCACGUUUAUUGUCUGUGCAUCGCUAUAAGUGUAUUCCGUUUGGAGUUUGGUGCUGUUUUCAUUUUUACUUUAUUUAAUUUUUUUGUAGAAUUUUUUUUUUUCUGAAUUCUUUGUACUUUUCCAGAUAUUUCAGCCAAAAAAACAAAAACAGAAAGUCAUUGUUAAUUUUUUCAAGCCACAAUAAGUUCUCUUUUUUCAUCAACAAUAUUUUUAGCAUUAGCAAUUUAAAAAAAAAAAAUCUGAAAUACUGGGGCUGUAAAGCAAAACAAGUGUUUCAGAAAAUCGUCCUGCACAUCCAUCACGUCUGGAAGCUCCUCACUUUCAGCACAGCUUUUCAGCAAAUACUGCGGGUUUAGGAAAGUCUAAACCCACAAGUGAUUCUGUUUCCUCACAUUUAAAUGUCGAGUGGGUGAAAUAUGGUUCGGCUGAGUAUGAUCGAGAUGGGAGAUCCACUUGCUGCACUGAGUAGGCCUGCUGAUGCCCACAGAAAGGAGCCGAUGGACGAGGAAGUGAGAGGGGAGGCGCACAGCAGGCCUGCUGCUCUCAGGGCCUGAGAGCCUUGAAACAGACGUGCCUCUCUUUCCAAAAAGGACAUUUUCUCCAAUAAGUGGACUCAACUGAGCCCCCUUGCCUUGCUUCAGAGAAGGAAGCGCCCUCUACUCAGUCAGACUGUCAGGAAUAACGCAGAAACAAGCAAUCCCCGUGUUCGAAAGAGAGAAGACCGGCACAGAUUACAAAGUGUGCGUUGACACUUUGAAGCUUUUCAAGGACUUGUCAUUGUUUAACUUUUAAGGAUUUUCAACAAGAAUGUGUCUCGCUGUCAAAGCAGUUAAAUUAUUAAGAAACCACAGUCAAAGCUGAACAGGUGGUAUUUUUAUCUUUUGUUUCCUAGUUGCUCUAUUCAAAGUACUUAAAGCAUCAAAGUCACUGUUAAUUGAAUAACAUCUUUAUAGGGGGAUGGCCAUGUUAUUAUUAUUAGUUAUUAAUUCUAAUCUACAUUUCAGGUGAAGCAUGAAAGAAGCCUGUCAAAAAGUUUAAAUCUUUGACGUUCAUACAAGAAAAACAUUCUGGCAGAGUUUUAGUAUGGUCGUUACAGAACGAAAAAAUAUCCUUGCAAACAGAUUCAAAGAAAAGGAGAUCAUUGUAGAACAGCAUCUAAAGAUACUAAACAUGGAGCAGCUUUUCAUAAAGAUUUCUAUUAAGUCAUUAUGUUUUUGUGCUGUAAAAUCUAUGCUUCUGACAACGGGUUACCCGUUUCAAACACAGGCCCACAGCAUGAUACCACCUUUGCCACAUUUUUGGUAGACUCCUCAUUCUAGACUUGCUGAUCAUUUUUAGUAUAGCCUAAUUAUACUGGUGCCUAAUUAAAACAUGGUUAAGAAAAUCUUGGCCAGUUGUCUCAUGGCCUGUUCUUGACUAAAAGUCUGAUGUUUUCAUCAUUAUGACAAAGAAACAGAAAUCAGCCAAUUUCCACAUUGAGAAAUUCAUAAAAUUGUGUGCUAUACCAAAUUUUCAAAUUUGGCAUAAUACAUUUUUUGUCAAAGAAAGAAUUGUCAUUUUUAUGUUAAAUUUUUUU
Messenger RNA from Gambusia affinis (western mosquitofish), 3169 nucleotides. RefSeq names its product ALX homeobox 4a (gene alx4a). Bases 226 to 1347 code for a protein of 373 amino acids. The transcript has 4 exons. Lineage: Eukaryota; Metazoa; Chordata; Actinopteri; Cyprinodontiformes; Poeciliidae. The record is from RefSeq and is a predicted model, not a curated record. Gene Ontology annotation, biological process: regulation of transcription by RNA polymerase II. Gene Ontology annotation, molecular function: DNA-binding transcription activator activity, RNA polymerase II-specific; RNA polymerase II transcription regulatory region sequence-specific DNA binding.